Messenger RNA from Eublepharis macularius, 996 nucleotides. Its product is annotated as olfactory receptor 14A16-like. Gene Ontology annotation, cellular component: membrane. The transcript has a single exon. Bases 13 to 996 code for a protein of 327 amino acids. Lineage: Eukaryota; Metazoa; Chordata; Lepidosauria; Squamata; Eublepharidae. The record is from RefSeq and is a predicted model, not a curated record. Gene Ontology annotation, biological process: G protein-coupled receptor signaling pathway. Gene Ontology annotation, molecular function: olfactory receptor activity; G protein-coupled receptor activity.
AUUGGGAGAAAAAUGUCCAAUCUUACCUCCACAUCUGAAUUUCUGCUGCUGGAAUUUUCAGACAUCCGAGAACUACAGAUCUUAUAUUUCUUUGUAUUUCUAGCAUUAUACCUGACUGCAGUGACUGGCAAUCUUCUCAUCAUCAUUGCUGUAGCCCUUGAUCAUCACCUGCAUACCCCAAUGUACUUCUUCCUAAUGAACUUGGCUAUUCUGGACCUUGGUUCAGCUUCUUUCCUAAUACCCAAAGCCAUGGCCAAUUCCCUCAUGAACAGCAGGUCAAUUUCUUAUUCAGGAUGUGUAGCUCAAGUUUUCUGCCUCUUCUUCUUUGAAGGGUCAGAUUUUGCCAUCCUAACAGUAAUGGCGCAUGAUCGGUAUGUCGCUAUCUGCAAACCAUUGCAAUAUGAGACAAUUAUGCAUAAAGGAGCCUGCAUUCAGAUGGCACUAAGUGCAUGGAUUAGUGGCAUAGUUUAUGCCAUUUUACACACAGCUGGCACUUUUGCCAUCACUUUCUGCUCCAAUGUGGUCAAUCAGUUCUUCUGUGAAGUUCCACAGAUUCUAAAACUCUCCUGUUCAGACCUAUAUCUAGUUGAAGUUGGUAUUAUUAUAUUUGGCUCUGGCAUAACAGCAGGAGGUUUUAUCUACAUCGUUAUAACUUAUCUGCAGAUUUUUGCAACACUGCUCAGAAUGCCUUCCUUGCAUGGUCGUAAAAAAGCUCUUUCCACUUGCCUUCCCCACCUCACUGUUGUGUUUCUGCUUGUAUGUAGUGGACUCUUUGCCUACGUGAGGCCUCCUGGUAACUCUUCUUCUGAGAUGAAUGUCAUUUUUGCUGUGUUUUAUGCCAUAUUACCUCCCUUGCUCAAUCCAUUCAUCUAUAGCAUGAGAAACAAAGAAAUCAAGACUGCAUUGCUGAAGCUCACUGCUUUUGGACAUUUUCCCAAAACCAUCUCUGGCAAAAGUAUUUCAAUAAAACUGAGUUGGACAGUGUUCUCUAGAUGA